GAUGGAGAUGGAUGGAGAUGGAUGAUGAUGACAAUGAUGAUGAUGAUGAUGAUGGAUCAAUGAUGGAUCAAUGAUGGAUCAAUGGUAGAACUUGAUGGAUGGAUGGAUGGAUGGAGAUGGAGGAUGAUGAUGAUGAUGAUGAUGAUGAUGGUGAUGAUGGAUCAAUGAUGGAUGGAUGGAAAUGAACACCGAUCGAUGACGGACAGACAGACGGACAGAGGGACCUCCCCACCCUUCCAGGUCUACAAGGAGAAGCUCUACGGCAAGAAGUACGUCUGGUUCCUGAUUGGCUGGUACGCCAACAAAUGGUUCCGCACCGAGGACCCUUCCAUCAACUGCACGGCCGACCAGAUGGCCGAGGCGGUGGAAGGUCACAUCACCACCGAGAUCGUCAUGCUCAACCCCGAGAACACGCGCAGCAUCUCCAACAUGACGUCCCAAGAGUUCAUCGCCAAGCUGGAGAAGAGGUUGGGCAGCAACUCCACCGAGGCCGGCGGUUACCAGGAGGCGCCGCUGGCCUACGACGCCAUCUGGGCCUUGGCCUUGGCGCUCAACAAGACGGCCCAAGAGUUGGCCAAGCAAGGGGUGGGCUUGGACGAGUUCAACUACAACAACAAGACCAUCACCGACGAGAUCUACCGCGCCCUCAACUCCUCGGCCUUCGAGGGCGUCUCGGGCCACGUGGUGUUCGACGCCAGCGGCUCCCGCAUGGCCUGGACCCUGAUCGAGCAGCUCCAAGACGGGGAGUACCAGAAGAUCGGGUACUACGACAGCACCAAGGACAACCUGAGCUGGUACAACAACGACAAAUGGAUCGGUGAGAAACGGGCUGAAAACGGCCAAAUUUGGGCAAAACGGGGAGGGGGAAAUUGGGGGAAAUUGGGGGAAAUCGG
Messenger RNA from Serinus canaria (Common canary), 893 nucleotides. It is a transcript of the gene GABBR1, whose product is annotated as gamma-aminobutyric acid type B receptor subunit 1. Gene Ontology annotation, molecular function: G protein-coupled GABA receptor activity. The annotation marks the transcript as partial. The record is from RefSeq and is a predicted model, not a curated record. Gene Ontology annotation, biological process: G protein-coupled receptor signaling pathway; gamma-aminobutyric acid signaling pathway. Gene Ontology annotation, cellular component: membrane; G protein-coupled receptor heterodimeric complex. Lineage: Eukaryota; Metazoa; Chordata; Aves; Passeriformes; Fringillidae. The transcript has 4 exons.